Corylus avellana is the source of this 688-nucleotide messenger RNA. RefSeq lists its product as uncharacterized. The record is from RefSeq and is a predicted model, not a curated record. NCBI's taxonomy places the organism in Eukaryota, Viridiplantae, Streptophyta, Magnoliopsida, Fagales, Betulaceae.
GUUGGCCUCAAAGACUUUGAACAUUCAGAGAAUUAAGCCGGUACUACUGAUCAUCUGGACAUGGCCAGCGGAGCCGCCGACGGGCUAUUCAGAUGUGUCUGUAUUUCCGGCUGUGACACCGGGAUCGAGCGCCGCCCAUACCACCGCAACUGUGGCUGUGCACUCCACGAUAAGUCGCGUAAAGGAAGCCCCCAUGCAUUGCCAGCCAGGUGCAAAAAGAACAUAUCAUAUCCAAUAAGGCGGUCGUGGAGCGAGGGCUCCUUGGCAUUGCAUGCGGCGGCUGCGGCUUCUAACCACUCGUCCCCAUCUUCUUCGCCGGCUGUGGUCGGGGCUGCGGCUGGGCCGCCGCCUCACUUGGGUUUUUGUGAUGAGGAGGAAGAGUAUGUUUCAUUAUUCAAGAUUUGAACCUUUUUUUUUUUUUUUUUUCCUUUAGCAAUUAUUCAUAUAUUUUGAAUAAUUUGUUGGGCGGAUAAUUAAGAUUUGUGACCACUGAUUUCUGUAAGACUAUUUUGGUUUUUGUGUGGUUGUAAACUUUUUUGAUCGAUCGAUGCCAGUUUGGGUUUAUAGACCCUAUAAUCAAAAUGGGUUAUGUAUUAUUGGAUGAAAUGAUUUGAAUGAAAUCCUUUCAUCCCUGUUACUGUGUAAAUAAGAUGCAGCAAAUAUAUAUGUAUAUAUAUAUUAAUCCCUU